UAUGACUCGUUGCAGAAAACAAAGGUAGUUCGUAAAUUUUUAGAGGCAGCAUGGUAUGUAAUCUAACUGACACACUUAUGUUAGAUAGUUCUAUAUAAACGUGUAUGUGAUAGCGUAGAGAGCUUCUGGAUAUAAGCAGUCUCCGCGUAUUUUGUAUUACGAACCUACAAAUAACCUGGAAACGCCAAUCGAACUGCAAAGUGUGGAGAGGGAACUUAAUAAAAAGCGACGCGUGCGUUCUUGUCAAAAGUGGUAGUUUUCUGCCCGUCUGUGAGUAUAGUCAACAUUGCUGUCGCAACAAUUUAGUACCAGCAGUGAAGCGUAUAACAAGAGCAAGAGAGCACGUAACAUUUUCGAGUUAAAGCAACCUACGAAUAGGAGUAUUUGAAUUGUUUUACCAGACAAUGGCUGAAGUAGAGAAACUGCCACUAAAUGGUGUUGAUCAAAGGACAAGCGAAAAUGACGAGAGCAAUAAAGCUCGCCCUGCAGACAUUGAGCAGGACAUGCGCGAAAUGGAACGCCGAAAACGUGUUGAAGCCAUAAUGGGUUCAAAACUCUUUCGUGAAGAACUGGAACGUAUAGUAGACACUGCGCGAGAGUGUGGCACAGGUACCAGUGGUAUUCUUCAACAACUAUCGGAUAUAGUGGGCUUGCCUAUGCCUCGCGUAGGAAGUGUAUUUAAGUCAAGCAAUUGCAUGGUACCUAUUAAUGAUAUACGUGGUGUUGAGUCAAUCGGAUAUGCCAAGGGUGAAAAAAUACUCAGAUGCAAGCUGGCUGCCACGUUUCGUUUGCUGGACUUAAACGGCUGGGCAAAAGACAUGGGCGCUCAGAUAACAGCCCGAUUAAAAGUCGACCAAGAAUACUUCCUAGUUAAUCCUUAUGGCUUACUGUAUCAUGAAAUCACUGCUUCGUCUCUUAACAAGGUUGACAUGCAAGGUCAUAUUGUGGAGCAGGGAACAACCAAUUUCGGCGUUAGUAAAAGUCAUUUUGCUUUACAUUCUGUGGUACAUGCAGCGCGUCCUGAUAUACGCUGUGCCAUCUACAUUGGAUGUAAUUCAGUUGUGGCUAUUUCAUCUCUAAAGACUGGCCUUCUGCCGAUAACUAAGGGUGCAUGCCUUCUUGGUGAGAUAACGACACAUGCAUAUACCGGCCUCUUGGACGAGGAAGAACGCAAUCGACUAGCACGAAAUUUAGGACCCAACUCUAAGAUUAUUUUGUUGACCAACCACGGUGCCCUAUGCUGUGGUGAAACUCUAGAGGAGGCUUUUUAUUCUGCGAGCCAUAUUGUAGAGGCUUGCGAGACACAAUUGAAACUGUUGCCCGUAGGUGUAGAUAAUUUGGUUUUCAUACCGGAGGAGUCGAAGAAAACCAUUUAUGAACAAUCACGUCGUCCUCCGGAAGAUUUUGAUAAAAAACUUUCUACCGUUUUAACUGCGGAUGGGGCUAAUGAGGAUGGGCCCAAAGAAGAUAACAUAACCAAGUUGUCUAGUUCACCCAAGUGGCGUGUAGGUGGUGCUGAGUUUGAGGCUUUAAUGCGGAUGUUGGACAACGCUGGUUACCGCACAGGUUAUAUUUAUCGCCAUCCAUUGAUAAAAACGGAUCCACCAAAACCAAAGAAUGACGUGGAAUUACCACCUGCAGUGUCAUCUUUGGGUUAUUUGUUAGAGGAGGAGGAACUCUUCAGACAAGGGCUCUGGAAGAAGGGCGAUUUUCGCAAAGGCGGUGAUCGCAGUCGCUGGCUGAACUCUCCGAAUGUGUAUCAGAAAGUCGAAGUCCUAGAAACGGGUACUCCAGAUCCCAAGAAAAUUACAAAGUGGGUUGCUGAAGGUUCUCCCACCCACUCAACGCCGGUUAAAAUCGAAGAUCCGUUGCAAUUUGUUCCAGCUGGAACAUCGACGAAGGAGUUUAAGCGAGUCCAACAACAGAUAAAGGACAACCGUCGCGCUGACAAAAUAUCUGCUGGGCCACAAUCGCAUAUACUUGAGAGUGUGACAUGGGAUGAAGCUAACCGCAUUAAAGAUGCGACUGUCUCACAAGCUGGUGACCAUGUGGUAUUAAUGGGUGCCGCUUCCAAAGGCAUUAUUCAGCGCGGCUUCCAACAUAAUGCAACCGUCUAUAAAGCACCGUACGCUAAAAAUCCAUUUGACAAUGUGACAGAUGAUGAGUUAAACGAGUAUAAACGAACUGUAGAGCGCAAAAAAAAGAGCAUUCAUGGGGAAUAUACCGAUACUGAUUUUUCCGAAUCUGAGCCAGUUAACUCAUUGCAAGGAGCCAUUCAACAAACGAAACAUACACAAAGUGAGCCAGAGACCGAGCACCAAAUUAUACAAAUACAAACACAGCAAGCGCCAAUACCGAGCCAGGCAGAGGUUGUACUAAGCGAUGGUGAGAAUUUCCAUAAUGGUGAUCAUUCAGAGGCGCAUUUGAGUACUUUUUCUCAGAGCAGUAAAGAGUUGCAAGAUAUAUCUACAGACGGAUCCCCUAAAAAAGACAAGAAGAAGAAAAAAGGUUUGCGAACACCAUCGUUUUUGAAAAAGAAAAAAGAGAAGAAAAAGACGGAUGUCUAAAAUACAUAGCUCAACAGAGGAAAACACAGAUCUGAGCUUAUAUUAAUCGAUAAUUGAAAAAUUAAUCUAAUCGACAGAAGGAAACAUGCAAGAAAAUAAUGCACGAAAUAAAUAUUGGGUGGCUUGCCUAAAGAUAAGUUAAAACUUUUCGGCUACUUUUUGCAACUCAUUUAUUGAACAAUAUAUUUAUUUACAUAAUACACAACGCCGCAGUUAAAUUAAAAAAUGGGCUAAUUUACAUUUGUUUGAAUAAAUACUACGUAAAAGCAUUACAACUAGAAAACGGAUAAAGUAAAAUAUAUUUUACUCGUAAAACACGGUCCUUCUUUGUUUAAGCAUUUAUGAAAAUUUUAAAAUUUAAUAUUAUUGAAAACUACGUAUGUGCUUAUUUACUUUGAAUAUAGUACGGCAUAUAACGUGCAAAUAUGUUUAGAAUUUAUUCAUGGCAUUGUAUUAGUUCUUUAUACAAUAAUCAAACAUUUUAUAUUUUUGUGUACGUACUCAGAUGAUAUAUGUGUAAAGUAAUAAGUUAAUAAAUAAAACACUCAGUAAAACAGAAUCGUCAUAAAACAUUUAAAAACAAAAUUACAAAUAAAACAAGUCUAAAAGUUAUGUAUGUAUUCAAAAUAAUGUUCAAACAUUCUUUUCCAAAUAUUUAUAUUUAAAGAAAAAUGGGUUUGAAUGAUUUUGUUUGGUAUUUAUGUAUUUUAAGAAUUCCCCACCAAUAUUACCCUUCAUAUAGGUAAAAUUAAAUAUUAAAAAUCAAUACAAGGAGUUAUCUAAAAGAAAAACUGCCAUAGUGUGUACAACUUGAAUCACAAUUGCCAUUUUAUAAUUGAAUGCAAUUAAAACCCUACUUAUACGGUCUCAGAUAGAAAGAGCGCGAACUCAAUUGUUUUGACUAAAAUUGAUACGUGCCCAUAAAUACCAUCAGCCCUACAGAUACAACAUACAAUAUUGUUAAAGUCUUUAAAAAAUAUAUAGUUAAAGAACGACUAUUGCCUUUUUGAACCUUGGUUUUUAAUUAUUUCGAUAAAAAAAAACAACCGAUGUUGUGCCUUUUCUAUCCGAGAACGAUAAUAGUAUUUAUAUAUACCCUAUCCAGGCAUCUCUUUUUAUAAUUAUUGCCAGCCUUUUUGAGCCUUAAAAAUAAAGUAAUCUAAAUGACGCGUUGCAAAACAAAA
Scaptodrosophila lebanonensis is the source of this 3751-nucleotide messenger RNA. RefSeq names its product protein hu-li tai shao (gene hts). Lineage: Eukaryota; Metazoa; Arthropoda; Insecta; Diptera; Drosophilidae. The record is from RefSeq and is a predicted model, not a curated record. The transcript has 12 exons. Bases 405 to 2567 code for a protein of 720 amino acids. Gene Ontology annotation, molecular function: actin filament binding. Gene Ontology annotation, cellular component: postsynaptic density; cytoskeleton; plasma membrane.